This is a messenger RNA of Ambispora gerdemannii, 408 nucleotides long. The record is from the annotation of a GenBank genome assembly. Lineage: Eukaryota; Fungi; Glomeromycota; Glomeromycetes; Archaeosporales; Ambisporaceae.
AUGGUGAAAAAUCUACAACAACUACCUUCCCAGCAACUUUUGCAAGAGAUACAAGAGUUUAUUGUCACCCGACCUAACCAUAAAAGGUUAAGAAUCACUGAAGCAAUUGGUUUUAAUCCAGAACUAAAACAUCCGGAACCGGAAUACCAAGACUUAUAUCUAUUGCGGGGCAAAAGAAAAAAAGACCGUUAUGUUUAUAUCGCUCCGGAAAUAAUAGGAAUAUUAAAACAUCAUCAUAUCGAAUUAGCGCCUCACACCUUGCGAAGAUGUUUUGCUACUUAUAAUCUUUUGGCCGGAAUGCCUCUCAACAUUUUGCAGAAAUUUCUUGGACAUAGCCGUGUUUCCACCACUGCCUUAUAUAUUAAGGAUAGUGAUUUGGCUAAUUUAUUGAAAUUUAAACCCAUUUAA